Halteromyces radiatus is the source of this 1972-nucleotide messenger RNA. Its product is annotated as peptidase M24, structural domain-containing protein. The record is from RefSeq and is a predicted model, not a curated record. The transcript has 9 exons. The coding region runs from base 79 to 1902 and encodes 607 amino acids. NCBI's taxonomy places the organism in Eukaryota, Fungi, Mucoromycota, Mucoromycetes, Mucorales, Cunninghamellaceae. Gene Ontology annotation, molecular function: metalloaminopeptidase activity.
UUUUUUUUUUUUAUUCUUCUUCUUCUUUUUCUUUUCUCAACUCUCAACCUUUUUUUUUUUUUUUAAUAUAUUAAUAAUAUGGCUACUCCUACUGGCAGUCACUUGGCUUCUCUUCGUGAGUUGAUGAAGUCUGAACAAUAUAAAGUCGAUGCUUUCCUUGUGCCUACUGAAGAUGCCCAUCAAAGUGAAUAUAUUGCUGAUUGUGACAAACGUCGUGAAUGGAUCUCUGGUUUCACUGGUUCUGCUGGUUUUGCUGUAGUUUCUAUUGAUAAAGCUGCCUUAUUUACUGAUGGACGAUAUUUUCUCCAAGCUUCCAAACAACUUGAUAACAACUGGACUUUAAUGAAACAAGGUUUACCUGGCGUACCUACUUGGCAGGAAUAUCUUGUCAAGGAUUUACCUUGGGGUUCUCGUAUUGGUUUGGAUCCUACAUUGAUCACUGCAGCUGAUGCUCGACAAUUAUCUAAUGAUUUGGGUGCUCAUGGUUCACAACUCGUUCCUAUUCAUGAUAAUUUGGUAGAUCUUGCUUGGGGUGAUGCUCGUCCUCCUCCUCCUCAUCACAAGGUGAAUGUUCAUCCCAUUGAGUUCUCUGGCAAGGCUCAUCAUGAAAAAUUAAAGGAUUUACAAGAUCAUAUCAAAGAAAAAGGUGCUUAUGGUAUUGUUGUAUCUGCUUUGGAUGAAAUCGCUUGGGUCUUCAAUUUACGUGGUUCUGAUAUUGAAUGUAAUCCUGUUUUCUUCUCUUAUGCCAUCAUCACUGAAAAUGAAGCCAUCCUCUAUGUGAAUCCUGAAAAGGUGACUCAACAAGUCCAAGAUCAUUUAGGUCAUCAUGUUACCUUGAAACCUUAUUCUGAUUUCUUCAAUGAAUUACGACAAUUGGCCCCUGUUUUACGUGAAUCUAAGAAAAAAUUGAUCACCAAUUCCAAGACAAGUUUGGCAGUGGAAGUGGCUGUUGGCGAAGAUAAUAUCAGUGAUGAACGAUCAUUCAUUACCGAUGCCAAAGCUAUCAAGAAUGAAGCCGAGUUGAAGGGAAUGAGGGAAUGUCAUAUUCGUGAUGGUGCUGCUCUGGUACAAUACUUUGCUUGGUUGGAAAAACAGCUUAAGGCCGGUAUUCAAUUGGAUGAAGUGGAUGGAGCCGAUCGUUUAGAACAAUUCCGUGCAGCUCAAAAGGAUUUUGUUGGAUUGUCAUUUGACACCAUCUCAUCAACUGGUCCCAAUGGUGCAAUUAUUCAUUAUAAACCUGAAAAGGGUGAAUGUAAGGUGAUUGAUCCCAAGUUGAUUUAUCUUUGUGAUUCUGGUGGUCAAUACAAGGAUGGUACUACAGAUGUCACUCGAACUUUACAUUUUGGUGAACCAACCGCUUAUGAAAAAAGAUGCUUUACACGUGUUUUACAGGGUCACAUUGCAAUCGAUGCUGCUAUCUUUCCCAAAGGCACUUCAGGUUACUUAUUGGAUCCCUUUGCAAGACAUGCUUUAUGGAAGGAUGGAUUGGAUUUCAGACAUGGAACUGGUCAUGGUGUAGGCUCUUUCUUGAAUGUCCAUGAGGGACCUCACGGUAUUGGUGUUCGUGUUGCCUAUAAUGAUACUCCUUUGGCUGCUGGCAUGACAGUGACAGAUGAACCUGGUUAUUAUGAAGAUGGCAAGUUUGGUAUUCGUAUUGAAAAUGUAUUGGUGGUUCGUGAUGCUGCUACACCCAACAACUUUGGUGACCGUGGUUAUCUUGGAUUUGAACAUGUAACGAUGGUGCCUCUUGGAAGAAAACUCAUUGAUGUCGACUUGUUAUCUCCUGAUGAAAAGAAAUGGGUCAAUGAUUAUCAUGCUGAAACUUUGGAAAAGUUAUCCCCUUUGUUGGCUGCCGAUCAAGAUGCUUUAGAUUGGUUGAAGAAGGAAACUCUACCUAUUUGAAAAGACAAAAAUAAUAAAAUAAAAUAAAAUGACAAUAAUAAAUAUCCUACUUCUUUUUUUUAAAUCAUUC